Messenger RNA from Nylanderia fulva, 2405 nucleotides. Its product is annotated as cilia- and flagella-associated protein 36. Lineage: Eukaryota; Metazoa; Arthropoda; Insecta; Hymenoptera; Formicidae. The record is from RefSeq and is a predicted model, not a curated record. Gene Ontology annotation, cellular component: axoneme; ciliary base.
ACCUCGUGCCCGAUGUGUCCGCGCCGUGUUUGCUGUCGUCUCGCGCGACAAGCUCAGCUUCGCCGGGUCGUCGGUGGAGGGAGGCGGAGGAGAGUGGAGGAAGGCGGGGAAGGACCGGCCCGCUGUUUCGGAUGAAUCCCGAAGACUCCUUCCCUCGGCGCGACGUCAGCCAGGGGAUCCCGCCGCGCCGGGCGGAUCGUAGGCGGCUUCUUUUUAUUAUCCUCGUUUCCUCCGGAGUCGCCCUCGCGCGAAACUCGCCCUCCAACGGGACUAGCUGUGCAGCAGCGACUCUCUCCCUCGAUGUCAACGACGGCGAGAGGCAGCAACACUCGCGAGGAACGCGCAGCGCUCGGCGCACCGGCGCGACCGUCCGGCUGAUCGACGACAACACGACGACGAUGAUGAUGAUGAUGAUGAUGAUGACGGCCGGAAGGAAAGGGACGCGGGCAGGAGGAUUUUUGAAUCGCCCUCGCGGAGUGUUUUGUCCCGAACGCUCCUCGCAAGGCUCUCAGCUCCUCGUGUCACGAACAUUCAUCUCGCUCUCAUGUUCCGAAAUCACGAUCGCGGCGUCCUUCUCCCGAGCGCCGAAACGUGCGCAUCUCUGCGUCGCCGGAUGUUGACUCUGCUGCCGCCGCCAAGGCGGACGCUGACAAUCCGCGGUUUGCGCGCGCCGCGAGGGCGCUGCGCUCGCUCUGCCGGCGCGCCCGGUACCUCUCUCCCCCCCCUCCGCGCCGCGCCACGGCUGUCAGCUGUCAGACUGUCAGGACAGAAAUUCCCUAGCGCUCCGGGACGGCGCGUCGCCGUCCUGAAUUUUCCGGCAGAGAAAUCGAAUUUUUAUGAAGCGAGGAAACGUUUUGUAGUAUUUACGAGAUUGUAUGUGGCUUUUUAGCGCUCGAUUCAUAUCAGGUAUCAUCUAUCGCUAUAUUCAUAUCGUAAUCUAAACUGAAGACGCGAGUAAACGUACUGCAUCGAUCCGGAAGAAUGAUAUCGGCGCAAGUCUAUUCCGAUGUGAUUUAAUGUCUCAUGUUUUGUCCUUCGUAACUAUGACUACUAAAAGGUAAAAGAAGUCAUACUGUCGGACGAACACGACUUGAAAGGGACACAAGGUGUAUCAAUUCUCAUCGUCGUCGUUCGAACGUCAAAGACAAUUUAGGCAAAAAUGAAUGACAAAGAUGACAGUGCUUGGGUGUUCGAUUCCUUGAUUGGAUUUCUACAGGGCCCAAUUUGGUCGUCGCCUUUACUGACUUUCAUCGAGGAAAAAUCCCUCGUUUUCGAAGCGAACACCGAAGAUUGCGAAGAGUAUCGGAAAAUAUAUCAAGAAUAUAAAAAUUUAGUCGAUUUGCUGCUGGGUUGUUUUAUGGAAGAUAUGAGUAUCUCACCGGAACAAUUUGAAUACGCGUGCACUGUUAAUAGAGACACAAAGAUUCCAAUACAAUUUCAACAAAACUUGUUUGAACAAAUAUGGGCGGCGAAUGAAUACGAGAUAUUCAAAAGAAUGAUGAUACAGAAAAACUUGGAACUUCAACUGCAAGCGUUAAAUAUGAUCGAGCAAAGAUAUGGUCUCACACCUGCCUCUCUUAUGUACGAAGAUGGUUUCAUCGACGACGAAUUGGUCAUGGAGGACUUGAUAACUAAACAUGUUUUGGAGCAUCAGAAUGAAGAAGAAGCAAGUAUAUCGCCCGAAAAAACAUUGAUUGCCGAACACGAACGUUUGGCGGCUGAAUAUCACAAUGAAAGGGCGUUAUUGGAAGAAGCAUUAAGAAAGUCAUCCAAGAAUACUUCGGAUGACGAAUCUAUGGAAGAGACUGAACGUGCCACAGCGUCCACUGAGAAAGAACCGUCAGAGAAAUUUCAUCAACUUGGGAAGAACGAGCCCUUAAAACCAAUACCGAUUUCAAAAAAGAAAUCCGACGAAGAUGAGAUAAAUGCGGAAGAUAUUAAAAAGAGGCAAGACUAUUUGAAAGCUAGACGAGAUAAACUUGUAGCUUUAAAAAAGGAAGCCAGAAGUCAGCAAUUAGAAAUGAAUAAAACUCGGCCGAGCUCGGCUAGAGUAGUUGCCGAAGCGACUUUGAAAGGACAGCAGGAACUAGAAGCAGCACAAGCUUUAGAUCCCUCAAUACUUCAAGUACGAAAGGCUCUCGCAGAACGACUAAAAGCUGAAGUUGUGCAUAAGUAAAGAAAAAGUUACUUUUUUCUGCGUGAUAUUGCUUAUUUACGAUAAUUUUAUAGACAUACAUAUAUAUACAUCUUAAACUCUCAAUUCCAGUAAAGUGCUUCACAUAAAAAGAGUAAAAUUAAUUAUAUUUUGCGGCAAAGUAGUUUACGCAAUUGAAAAAUAUGUUAUCGAAUAUGAUAUGUGAUUUAGAAUUUUUUUGGAAACGCAUAUAUAAUGUACGCAAAAUUGU